AUGAUACAACAAGAUAGCAAAACGAAACUGUUUAGAAUACGGAAAACCGUCUCUAAAAUGCUCGCCUCUCGCGGGUAUUUAGUUUCCCAAAAAGAGUUGGAACGAGACAAGGAUUCGUUUUUGGAGGAAUUCGGGGAAGUGUCGAGAGAGCAUUUAACUAUUAUGGUUCCGAAAAGAGACGAUCCGUCGGAAAACAUAUUCGUGUUUUUCCCGGAGGAAGAGAAAGUCGGGGUGAAGAUGAUUAAAGAUUACGCGAAGAGAAUGCGAGAGGAGAACGUUAUGCGAGCGAUUAUCGUGAUUAGAAGCUCCUUGACGCCGUUCGCGAAGCAGUCGCUGUUGGAGGUGCAGCAACAAAAGUUCAUCAUCGAAACUUUUCAAGAGACGGAGUUAUUGGUGAAUAUUACCGACCAUAUUUUAGUUCCCAAACAUGUUUUGCUAACCGAUGAGGAGAAGAAGACGUUGUUGGAAAGAUAUAAAGUGAGAGAGACACAGUUGCCGAGGAUUCAAUUGCACGACCCCGUGGCGAGAUAUUAUGGGAUGCGUAGAGGGCAAGUCGUGAGAAUUAUUAGACCGAGUGAAACCGCGGGGAGGUAUGUGACGUACAGACUUUGCGUUUAG
Molecule: messenger RNA, 618 nt
Organism: Bathycoccus prasinos
Lineage: Eukaryota; Viridiplantae; Chlorophyta; Mamiellophyceae; Mamiellales; Bathycoccaceae
Product: DNA-directed RNA polymerases I, II, and III subunit RPABC1
Exons: 1
Coding region: 1-618 (205 amino acids)
Biological process (GO): DNA-templated transcription
Cellular component (GO): RNA polymerase III complex; RNA polymerase I complex; RNA polymerase II, core complex
Molecular function (GO): DNA-directed RNA polymerase activity; DNA binding
Source: RefSeq, a predicted model, not a curated record